CAGAUUGUGACGUUAAGAGAUAGACAUCCUUCGGCCAGGAAAAUUCAUAGCAAGCAUCCUGUUGAUGCUACAAUUUUUCUAUCUAAAUCCACGGCUGGAUAGUCGGUCACGACUCGAUUAGAAGAUCUCCUAAAAAAACGUUCCACGCGCGCAGAGAUUCGUGUGGAAAGGAACGCCGUAAGGUUUUCCAAUUGGAUUUCGUUGUUGGCGAUCACGAAGGUAGGGUGACCAGGUCUAAAAGCUUAAAUCUGAUUCGUUUGGUACUCGAGAGCGUGAAAAACUAGGUGUAUCGGGCGAUACGUAAUAUCCUUAUCACAUCCGAAGAUAGCCAUCGUACCGAGUGCGCCAGACGAAAAAUACUUUGGCUCGCCGAGUUCAGUAUCGCGUUGCCCGUCGCGUCGAGCUUCCAUCGUCAUCGAAACGGCCCGAGUCAACCCGUUGAGCACGUUUAGAAACCAUGAGGUCCUUCCGUGAGAGUCUCUUCAAGGAAUACAUCACCGUCGCGAGGGAACUGUCUCGGUGAUCGCACUCGAGGAUCCGCUCGGACAAUCUGCGAUACGUGGAACAGUUGCACGAUCGGUUUGACAACAAGGCGAGAUAACGCGUCGAUCUUUGAAGCGCGAGAGGGAACAGGAGGGAGGUUAUUGUAGCUAGUGUAAUCUCAGAAAUAGACUCUAUCCCAAAAAGAGGAAAGGAAGAAUCCUACGGCCUUAAAAAGAAAAGAAUCUACUAGCUAGAGCGAACCUAGGAGUGGCGAGAGUUUUUUCAGUCCAACCAAAAGGAAAAGGAAGGCUCCUCGACCUAGAAUCGGUCCAAAGUUGUGUUCGUUCCAGCGAGUAACGGGAGAGCGUUUAGAGAGUAGAAGAUCUCUGGAGAACGGUCCAGAGGAAGGAGGUUUGAGGAACGAUGAUCGUGCCACGUGUGCAGCCGAUCGAUAGGCAGCUCGAUGACGUAGGUCGUUGCUCCGAUUGGAUCGGUAAACGGUCGGGGUACGCGGACAUCCACGAAAAUGUCGCUUGGACAUACUGUCGCUUCGCCUCUCAGCAGAGCGUAGAUAACGAUGCAUUAGAGGGAUCUUUCGUGGAUCAAGCCGAGGCCGACUUCCAGCCCAACCCGGGCUUUUACGAUGCUUCGUUCGGUUGCGAUCGGUCGCAGUCGCUUCCCUCCGUCUGUAUCGAUGAAUUGCCUUCCUUCUGCAAUCAGUUUCGUGAUUGCGCUGUGAACUCGGACCCGACUGCCCCUCGGAACUGCCAGCAGGGCCCCAUAGACGUGGAGGACCUGGCUCUCUACUUCGAGUCGGAUAAAUCCCAGACGAACACUUUCUCGCGAGGAUCCAAUAAUCCUCACUUCCGUCGACCAAAGACGAAACGUGCCUAUUAUCCCAAACAUCCGCCAGCUUUCCCGACGACCCGCGUCCUUCGAGGAAACGAUUUCGCUGGCGACUGGCUCGAUCCACAGCUCUGCGACGGAUGCGAGCGGAGCUUCGACUUCUGCAACGAGGAACGGUGGCUCCAGUGUCCCGCGAGCGAUCGUUGCCCUCUUUGGGAGCCCGGGUACUCGUACGACCCGAAUGUCCUGCCUCCCUGCGCUUACGAGGACCUGCGAAACGAGUACUGGCAGCACGAGGGCGAACAGUUGCUCGAGGAUUACCUGAGUAACGAGAAACGAAAGGAAAAAUCUCGGGACGCCGCGCGAUGUCGUCGAAGCAAAGAGACGGAUAUUUUCACCGAGCUCGCCGCCGCGCUUCCGGUUCCACCUGACCAGGCAGCUCACCUGGACAAGGCCAGUGUUAUGAGGCUCGCGAUCGCGUACCUCAAAGUACGUUCAGUGGCCGAUACCAUGCCACCACCAGUGACCAAAUCGGAGACGUCCAGUGAAAUGGACGACUUGUUCUCCAAAGCCUUGAAUGGAUUUAUGCUGGUGCUUUCGAGUGACGGGAACAUGGUCUAUCUCUCGGAGAACGUCAGCGAUUAUCUUGGCGUUUCUCAGAUGGACAUGAUGGGUCAAAGCGUGUACGAGUACAGUCAUCCCUGCGAUCACGAUGAGCUGCGGGAAUGUCUCUCCUCCAAGCCAACCGAGGAUAAUGAUAAACGAGCUUGUAGCUUCUUCCUGAGGCUCAAGUGCACUCUGACCAACAAAGGAAGGAAGGUCAACUUAAAGAGCGCUACGUACAAGGUGAUCCACUGUAUCGGCAGAGUGACGUACGUUCGCACUCCUGUGUCAAGUUCCAUGGAAAGCGACGACGAGGAGCGCAAGAGCGAAGACGAGGCCGAAGAGGCCGACACGGGUGCUUCCUUGGUGCUCGUAGGGUGCCCCAUACCGCAUCCUAGCAAUAUUGAGGUACCCUUGGGACGACAAACUUUUCUUUCGAAGCACAGCCUCAGCAUGAAGUUCACCUAUGCCGAUGAAAAGCUGGCCGAGUAUCUCGGCUGGAACAGCGAGGAGCUCAUGGGACAGUCAGUUUUCGAGUUUUAUCACGCCCUCGACAACCUGGCCUUGGACAAGUCUUUUAAAUCACGUGAGUAGAAGUCA
Molecule: messenger RNA, 2532 nt
Organism: Hylaeus anthracinus
Lineage: Eukaryota; Metazoa; Arthropoda; Insecta; Hymenoptera; Colletidae
Gene: sima
Product: hypoxia-inducible factor 1-alpha
Exons: 6
Coding region: 907-2526 (539 amino acids)
Biological process (GO): regulation of transcription by RNA polymerase II; cellular response to hypoxia
Cellular component (GO): cytoplasm; nucleus; transcription regulator complex
Molecular function (GO): RNA polymerase II transcription regulatory region sequence-specific DNA binding; DNA-binding transcription factor activity, RNA polymerase II-specific; protein dimerization activity
Source: RefSeq, a predicted model, not a curated record